Molecule: messenger RNA, 498 nt
Organism: Pollicipes pollicipes
Lineage: Eukaryota; Metazoa; Arthropoda; Thecostraca; Pollicipedomorpha; Pollicipedidae
Product: salivary glue protein Sgs-3-like
Exons: 1
Coding region: 1-498 (165 amino acids)
Source: RefSeq, a predicted model, not a curated record
AUGGCUUCAGAGCCCCAUCCAGCUGUCCGCAACGCCCUAGACAAACUCGGGUUCGGCCGCCGCGCUCCGGCCAAGUUCGGGUUCAGCCGCCGCGCUCCGGACAAAUUCGGGUUCAGUCGCCACGCUCCGGCCAAGCUCUGGUUCAGUCGCCACGCUCCGGCUAAGCUCGAGUUUAAUCGCCAUGCUCCGAACAAGCUCGGGCUCAGUCACCACUCUUCGUCCAAGCUCUGGUUCAGUCGCUAUGCUCCGGACAAGCUCGGGUUCAGCCGCCGCGCUCCGGCCAAGUUCGGGUUCAGCCGCCGCGCUCCGCACAAGUUCGGGUUCAGCCGCCGCGCUCCGGACAAGUUCGGGUUGAGCCGCCGCACCCCGCACAAGCUCGGGUUCAAUCGCCAUGCUCCGGACAAGCUCGGGUUCAGCCACCGCGCUCCGGACAAGCUCGGGCUCAGACCGCAGAGUCCGUCACCAUUCCGAAACGGCCCCAACUCGCAUAUUCUGUGA